AUGGCGGCCCAAACGCCGGCCCCAGCUCCGUGGGAAGCUGUCCCGGCUCACCACCAGCUGUUUGUCCUCAUCACCGGCGCAAACAGCGGAAUCGGCCUCGGCACCGCCCAAGUCCUGAUUGACGACUUCCUCCGCUCGCGCCCGCCCGCGUCGCACCUCAUCGUGCUGCCCACCACCCGCUCGAGCCGCAAGUCGCUCGAGACGGUGCGGGAGCUGCGCGCCUACGCCGUCGCGGCGGCCAAGACGUGGGCCCAGGGCCGCGGCCCCGGCCCCGGCUGCGCGUGGCAGGACGCCGUGGCCCGCGUCCACAUCCUCAGCCUGGCCCUCGACCUGUGCGACCUGCGUGCCGUGCGGCGGCUGGCGCGCACCCUGCGCUGCGGCACCGUCAGCAACCCCGACGGCCUCGACGGCGAGUACCUCCGCAACGUGAGGAUCCCGCGCCUCGACAGCGUCGUCUGCAACGCCGCCUACGGCGGCUGGUCCGGCAUGGACUACCCCCGCGCCGCGCGGUCCCUGCUCGCAAGGGGCCUCGUCCAGAUCGCCACCUGGCCCGACUUCAAGCUGGCCCUGCCGACGUGCAUCUUGAACGAGAGGCCCGUCUACGGCUACCCCGACAAGCCCUUGCUCGGCGAGGUGUUUUGCGCGUGCGUCUUUGGCCACUACAUGCUCGCGCGCAACCUCCUCCCCCUGCUCAGCCGGCCGGGCGGCGCCGGCCUCCCCCCCGCCCGCAUCGUCUGGUCCAGCAGCGUCGAGGCCGUCCAGCGAGUCUUUGACAUUGACGACAUGCAGUGCUUCGAGCGCCCCGAAGCCUACGAGUCGGCCAAGCGCCUCACCGACCUCGUCUGCCUGACCGCCUCCCUCCCCGCGACCCGCCCCUACACCUCGCGCUUCUUCGCCCUCGACAACGACGACGGCAAAGACAACGGCGACAACGACGACGACAGCGGCGCCGCCGUCCCGCCCAACAUGUACCUCACCCACCCGGGCGUGGUGGCCAGCACGCUGUUCCCCCUGCCCUGGUUCCUCUUCGGCCUCUACCGCCUGGCUCUCGAGGUCUGCCGCUGGCUCGGCUCCCCCUGGCACAACGUCACCGGCUACCGGGGCGCCAAGGCCGCCGCCUGGGUCGCCCUGCAGCCCCAGGAGGCCCUCGACCACCUCGCCGCUCAGCGCGUCAAGUGGGGCAGCAGCACCGACGCCCGCCUCCGCGUCCACGUCAAGAAGACCGAGGUCGAGGGCUGGGGCUGGGACGGCAGCCCCGAGACGGCGCAGGCCCUCCAGGCCGACUGCGCCGUGGGCGUCCUGCGCAAGGCUGUGGGCAGGAAGCUCGGCGCCGCCUUCACCACGGCCGACGACCUUGUCGAGUUUGAGGCCCUGGGCGCGCGGUGCUGGAAUCAGCUGGAGGAGCUGAGGGCGCAGUGGGACGAGAUACUGGACCGUGAUGGGCCGUGA
Molecule: messenger RNA, 1449 nt
Organism: Ustilaginoidea virens
Lineage: Eukaryota; Fungi; Ascomycota; Sordariomycetes; Hypocreales; Clavicipitaceae
Exons: 3
Coding region: 1-1449 (482 amino acids)
Biological process (GO): ergosterol biosynthetic process
Cellular component (GO): endoplasmic reticulum membrane; lipid droplet; mitochondrial outer membrane
Molecular function (GO): 3-beta-hydroxysteroid 3-dehydrogenase (NADP+) activity
Source: RefSeq, a predicted model, not a curated record